GAGGGGCCUGAGGCGACAGAUUCCGGAAAGGGAAGAGCAGCCAACAUGGCGGCGGAACGCGGCGCGGGGCAGCAACUGUCGCAAGAGAUGAUGGAGGUUGACAGGCGGGUUGAAUCUGAAGAGUCAGGUGAUGAAGAAGGGAAGAAGCACAGCAGUGGCCUUGUGGCAGACCUCAGUGAGCAGAGCCUGAAGGAUGGAGAGGAGCCAGGGGAGGAGGAUCCAGAAGAACACGAGCUGCCUGUGGACAUGGAAACCAUCAACCUGGACAGAGAUGCAGAGGAUGUUGAUCUGAAUCACUAUCGCAUUGGAAAAAUUGAAGGAUUUGAGGUGCUGAGGAAAGUGAAGACUCUCUGCCUACGUCAAAAUUUAAUUAAAUGCAUUGAGAAUCUGGAGGAGCUACAGAGUCUUCGAGAGCUGGAUCUUUACGACAACCAGAUCAAGAAGAUUGAGAACCUGGAGGCGCUGACAGAGUUAGAGAUUCUAGAUAUUUCUUUUAAUCUCCUGAGAAACAUUGAAGGGAUUGACAAGUUGAUACGACUGAAAAAACUCUUCUUGGUCAACAACAAAAUCAAUAAAAUUGAGAACAUAAGUAACUUACAUCAACUACAGAUGCUAGAGCUGGGAUCUAACCGCAUCCGGGCAAUUGAAAAUAUCGACACAUUAACCAAUCUGGAGAGUUUGUUUCUGGGGAAAAACAAAAUUACUAAACUUCAGAACCUGGAUGCACUUACCAACCUGACAGUCCUCAGUAUGCAGAGCAAUCGCCUAACCAAGAUCGAGGGUCUGCAGAACCUGGUGAACUUGCGGGAGCUGUACCUCAGCCACAAUGGCAUUGAGGUCAUCGAGGGCCUGGAGAACAAUAACAAACUCACGAUGUUGGACAUUGCAUCAAAUAGAAUCAAAAAGAUUGAAAAUGUCAGCCAUCUAACAGAUCUGCAAGAAUUCUGGAUGAAUGACAAUCUCCUUGAGAGCUGGAGCGACCUCGAUGAGCUGAAGGGAGCCAGGAACCUGGAGACAGUGUACCUGGAGCGGAAUCCCCUACAGAAGGACCCCCAAUACAGGCGAAAGGUCAUGCUCGCCCUCCCAUCCGUGCGGCAGAUCGACGCCACAUUCGUCAGGUUCUGAGUACUCCUUGCUCUCACCUGGUCCCUCUCCUCAAAAGAACUGCCCAGCCACGGUUUUUUAAUCUACCCGUUGCUUCUGAAGUCGUCACUAUAUCAACAGUCAGAAACCCAAUGGCAAUAAAAGGCACUGAUGAUAGCUAACUUGUAUGAUGCCACUCACCAUUUGAGAUGCCAUGACUAUUAAAUCUUGCCACAGUCUU
This is a messenger RNA of Carlito syrichta (Philippine tarsier), 1324 nucleotides long. RefSeq names its product protein phosphatase 1 regulatory subunit 7 (gene PPP1R7). The transcript is spliced from 10 exons. The coding region runs from base 46 to 1125 and encodes 359 amino acids. Lineage: Eukaryota; Metazoa; Chordata; Mammalia; Primates; Tarsiidae. The record is from RefSeq and is a predicted model, not a curated record. Gene Ontology annotation, molecular function: protein binding.